CGAGCGGGGUCGGGGGAGGGGGCAGCAUGGCCUGUCCGUCCGGCCCCCUUCGCCGCGCACCUCAUCUGCCCCGCGCCGAGCGCUGCCGCCGCCGCUGCCGCCGCUGCACUGCCCGCGCCGCCCGCGGCUCCCGAUGGAGACUGACGCGCCCCAGCCCGGCCUCGCCUCCCCGGACUCGCCGCACGACCCCUGCAAGAUGUUCAUCGGGGGACUCAGUUGGCAGACUACGCAGGAAGGGCUGCGCGAAUACUUCGGCCAGUUCGGGGAGGUGAAGGAGUGUCUGGUGAUGCGGGACCCCCUGACCAAGAGAUCCAGGGGUUUCGGCUUCGUCACUUUCAUGGACCAGGCGGGGGUGGAUAAAGUGCUGGCGCAAUCGCGGCACGAGCUCGACUCCAAAACAAUUGACCCCAAGGUGGCCUUUCCUCGGCGAGCACAGCCGAAGAUGGUGACUCGGACGAAGAAGAUCUUUGUGGGGGGGCUGUCGGUGAACACCACGGUGGAGGACGUGAAGCAGUAUUUUGAGCAGUUCGGGAAGGUGGAUGACGCCAUGCUGAUGUUCGACAAAACCACCAACCGGCACCGAGGGUUCGGAUUUGUCACGUUCGAGAGUGAAGACAUUGUGGAGAAAGUGUGUGAAAUCCAUUUCCAUGAAAUCAACAACAAAAUGGUGGAAUGUAAGAAAGCUCAGCCAAAAGAGGUGAUGUCCCCGACCGGCUCGGCCCGGGGGAGGUCUCGAGUCAUGCCCUACGGAAUGGACGCCUUCAUGCUAGGCAUUGGCAUGUUGGGUUACCCCGGUUUCCAAGCCACGACCUAUGCCAGCCGGAGUUACACAGGCCUUGCCCCUGGGUACACCUACCAGUUCCCUGAAUUCCGUGUAGAGCGGACCCCUCUCCCGAGCGCCCCAGUCCUUCCCGAGCUUACAGCCAUUCCUCUCACUGCUUACGGACCAAUGGCGGCAGCGGCAGCAGCGGCGGCUGUGGUUCGAGGGACAGGUUCGACUCCCAGCCGCACAGGGGGCUUCCUGGGGACCACCAGCCCCGGUCCCAUGGCUGAGCUCUAUGGGGCAGCCAACCAGGACUCAGGGGUCAGCAGUUACAUCAGCGCUGCCAGCCCCGCCCCCAGCACCGGCUUCGGCCACAGUCUUGGGGGCCCCUUGAUUGCCACAGCUUUCACCAAUGGGUACCACUGAAGCAGGAGACAGGUGGCAGGAGUGCCCUAGCCUGCAGCUGACUGAGGACCACAAGUGAGCCAGCGAGGGGGCGGGGACACCUCAGCCGCAGCCGCCGCCCCUUCUCCCUGCAGCGACUCGGACCGCUACUGCCCGCCCCCACUCCCGGGGCCCCCGGCCCCUGCCCUGCUGCCCCUGGACAACGUCUGGCUCCCCUACUAAUCUUCCCCCUUCCGCCUCUGCCCCUCCCUCACCUGCCCGCUUUUAUUUAUUUUGGAUUAGCCAGUUGCCCCCACCACCCCCUGGUUCUCCCCUCUUGGGUCUGCACGCCCCUCUCUGCCGCGCCCCGUAGGACCCACCCCAGAAGGCUUUUGUAUUUGUGCUUAGCUAGAGCGAGGGCGGAGGGGCCUGCCGCAGGCUGCAGCCCUAACCCGGGUUUUUUAUUCUGAUUUUCCCUCCUUUUCUCUUUUCCUUUUUUUUUUUUUUUUAAAGAAACUUUUUAAAGCUAUUUCUAGGUUUGUGAAUGUGAAGCCCCAGGCCGCAGGGGGCAAGGGGCCAGGCGCCGCCUCACCAGCUGAGAACAAAGCGUCUGUGUGGGUGUGGGCCCCUGGCCACCUCCCUCCGGCCCUGGAGAGGAGGACAGGGCUGCGUAGCCCAGGCCGAGCCCCUGGAACCAUCCCGUCCUGUAUCAUAUGUAAAUACUGUGAGGUGAAGCCCCGCCCUCUCCACGACUCCUUGGGGGCGAGGGCGUCGCCUGUCCCCACCAGGCAAAGGUCUCCCUCCCGCGUUUCUGUCCCCUCCUCAGACACCGUUACUGUAAGCUUGCAGGCCUCUUCCGUGGCCGAGGCAGGCCCGCUCUCUCAGGCCCUAGGGGUCAAGGCCUUGGGCCUGCUCACCCCGGAAACCCGGUGAAGGGGCAAGGGGCGAGGGAAGAGAAGGGCUCCCCCAGAGCCACUGCUGGAAAUGAAUUAACUCUCCAAAGGUCUCCCCUGGCCCACUGCCUAGGUCAGGCCUUCGUGGUUUCUGCUCUGAGCCCCCAUGAGUGGGCAUCGGGGCGCUCGGGAAGGGGUGGACCCCAGGGGAAAGCAACGGGCUUCUCAGGGAACCCCCACAUUCUCUCACUGAAGUAUCCCACCAAGAUGGUCCCAUGGCCAGAGCCCCUUGGCAGCCCCUUACCCCUAAGCCCCCUUCAAAGGAAAAAGAGGCUCAGGGUUUGACUUCCUGAACCGCGAGGGACCUGGCCGGUGUGGCAGGGCGGAAGCCCACCUGUCACCCCCUCUGUCUCUGUCCCCAGGUCUGAGGCUGGGGACCUAAGCUCCCUUCCCUAUCACAGUCCCAGUCCCCAUUCUUAAAACCCCCUUUGGAGAGUUAAUUGUCUGUGUGAGGUGCUUAACCUAUUAGCCCUGAGAACACAAAGCAAUAAUCUUUGUUACUGAGAUGCGCGGCUGUUCGUGUUCGUUUUUUUUUUUUUUUUAAUGUUUCCUAAUAAAAGAGAAGCUGCAUUUUAUUGGUUUUUAUUUUUAAUUUUCUACACAUUUGAGCCGAGUCAUGAGAGACUUAGCUUCCCCCUACUCCCUUCCUGUGAUUCCCCGCCCCCACCCCAUUGGGCCCGCCCCUGGGCGGGCUCAGGGCCUUGAAAUUCCGUUUUCUGAUUUGUUUGGGGAAUUUUUUUUAAAAAAGAUGUUACACGGUGUUUUGAAGCCAGCAAGUUACCACCCUCCGGUGUCUCUUCUCUCCACAUCUGUAACUUCUUUUUCCAGGUUUUAUUUUCCGUUUUA
Molecule: messenger RNA, 2946 nt
Organism: Artibeus jamaicensis (Jamaican fruit-eating bat)
Lineage: Eukaryota; Metazoa; Chordata; Mammalia; Chiroptera; Phyllostomidae
Gene: MSI1
Product: musashi RNA binding protein 1
Exons: 15
Coding region: 134-1189 (351 amino acids)
Cellular component (GO): cytoplasm
Molecular function (GO): RNA binding
Source: RefSeq, a predicted model, not a curated record